CAGACGGAGUCCUCCAGCUGCAGCCUGACAAUCUGAUCCACCAUCAACAAUGCUCCGUGUCACCACCGCCUCCCUGUGCACUUCCUGUCGGAGGAUGAGGCUGCUCCUCCCCCCCUCUGCCUCCGCCUCCACAGUAGCUCCACCUAACAAAAGACCGGAGAACCAGCACACGGUGAACUCCCUCUACAAACUGUCCGUGGACAUCCAGAAGAUUCGCAAGUCCAAGGGCUGGGUGCUGUUGGAGAGUUCCGCAUUUGUGUCCGAAACUGCCAAUCUCCUGAGGGACAUGGGUGCAGAUGGGACAGUCAUCGCCCGAGUCCUGGAGGCGCACCCCGAGGCCGUCCUCUGUCCCCCGCAGGAAGUAGCUGCCCAGAGAGACCUCUGGGCGUCCGUGUGUCCCGGCAAACAAGACUUGAUGAGCAUCGUUGAGAAGUUCCCAGCCUCCUUCUUUGCGUUAACUCAUCGUAGCAACCAGCGGGCAAACAUCCUGAUCUUCCGGAACCUAGGCCUCAGCAAGCAGAUCAUUGGGGAACUGAUGGCGAGCAUGCCGCAGUGCUUCAGUCGACCUGUGGAACACAACCAGAAGGUCCUCCACACGCUGAGGGACACCUACCUGGAUCUGGGAGGCGAUGAGUCCAACGUUCACAUUUGGCUGCAGACGCUGCUCGGCCAGAACCCGAGCAUCCUCCUUUGGCCUGUACGGUCCUGGACGGACAGUCUGAGUUUCCUCAGAGAGCAGGGUUUCUCCUCAGAGGAGCUCCUCAGCCUCGUCUCCAGCCUCGGCGCCUCCGUCGCAGAGCUGCGGCCCGAGAACAUGUGGCUGGCACUAGCGUUCGUCCAGAGCGCUCUGGACUGCUCCACAGAUGAACUCAAGAAAAUAGUCAUCUCCUGCCCGGCCAUUUUGCACUACUCCUUGCCCACACUGCUGACGCGGUUCCAGGCCUUGAUGGACAACGACAUGAGCGCCCAGCAGGUGAAGGAAUCUCCCAACGUUCUGGAGCUCAACACACAAAUGGUUCUGUACCGUAUACAGAAAUUAGCUUCGUGCGGCUUUGACGUUCGCUCCGGCAGCUUAGAUGUUCUAGUGGGAACCAAAAAAGACUUUGAGAAGAAGUGCGUCAAACUGAACCUGACUCGAUAAAGACUGUUCUUCACCGCUGUAGCUCCACUCAGGACUGUUGAGGAGUGAGUCAGGGGACGAGGCUUUAUUUACACUGGGGCUUUACACUGGUGUGUGUAAAUGUUUUAUACUUUUACACAAAGUUUUCUACUUCUUUCAAACCUCUGGUGAUACAAAAACAACCCUCCUGAUUAGAGGCGGGUCAAAAGUGAUUAGAUUAGCAAUAUUAAGAACACUCUUAAUGAAUUUGCAAAUUCUCACGUUUCGAGGAAGUCCACUAUUGCACCAGAUCCUUUUUGGGGUCGAUUUGUAUGUUUUCCUCAGUUUGAACUGACCAAUAUCUUGAUAUAUCAUUAUAUGAUCGUCUUCCAAUGUAUUACCCUACCUGUGGAAAGUAUUGCUUUUAAAAUGAUUGUUAAUGUUUUUAUGAAGCAGCUUGCAAAGCACAACGUGGGAAAAGGGUUUUAAACUACCUUGGAACAUAAAGAUUUACUACUGAGAUUGUGGUUUUUGAACACGACAGAUGACUAAUAAAUGUCAA
Solea senegalensis (Senegalese sole) is the source of this 1661-nucleotide messenger RNA. Its product is annotated as transcription termination factor 2, mitochondrial-like. Gene Ontology annotation, molecular function: double-stranded DNA binding. The coding region runs from base 50 to 1141 and encodes 363 amino acids. Gene Ontology annotation, biological process: termination of mitochondrial transcription; regulation of DNA-templated transcription. The record is from RefSeq and is a predicted model, not a curated record. Gene Ontology annotation, cellular component: mitochondrial matrix. NCBI's taxonomy places the organism in Eukaryota, Metazoa, Chordata, Actinopteri, Pleuronectiformes, Soleidae. The transcript is spliced from 2 exons.